AUGAGCUUAAACAAAACGGAUAGUACGAACGAGAUGGGCGUUAGCGAUGGAAGGGACAGUGCGUGCUAUUUCUGUAAUGAUUUGUUUGAAAUGGGAAAAUUGCAAAGCCACUUGAAGCAAUGUGGCAGUAUCCUGGAACAGUGCCCGUUGCGUUGUGGCGCCUGGAUACAGAGGAAACACAAGGAGACACACGUCCAGGACUGCCCCAUGAUGGAGAAGACACGCAACACAGUAUCACCGACACAUGUAAGAAUAUCGGAUCCUGCACCACCCAUCGUUAUCAACCACACAUGGACACCUAAAACGGUUCCUCUUGAGGAGUGUGUGUCUUACCUGGAGAAAGAACUAACUAGUAUCAAACUAGUGCUCACUGAACAAUCUAGCAACCAUGACAUCCAAGCAACUGAAGUAGAGAACCUUCGCUCCAAGUUGGUUCUUGUAGAGGAACGGGCCCAGCACUUUCUAUCGACCCUCAUUUCUCUUCGUGCAGCGUUAGACGACGAGGCAGAGAGAUCUGCCAACUGGGCUGCACAAUUUAAACAUGAUCUAGCCAAUGUUCAACUAGCUUUACAAGAACUACAAAGCCAGCAGCUGACAACGACGAUGCGCCUGGAAAGCGCUAUCAGCAGCAUCGUGCAUGAGCAGAAUGAGAGGGAACUUCUGGAACAAGCUCUCACGCAACAUGACAAUAGAAUAAGAACAAUAAAUAAACUAGAGGAGGUAAUCGAAUAUAUAAAGCAGACAGUAGAAGAUGAGAGGGCACGCAAUUCAGAGAACCAGGCAGCUUUAGAAGCUGAGCUGAUGGAGGCAAGAAGAUCUUCAGAACAGUUAGCGCAACUCUCGACUCUGCGGUCACAGCUUCAGAAUGCUGCUUCGUCAGAGAAUCCGGCGCUAGAUCGACUAGCAGUACUAGAAGUAGCAACGGCCGAUGCAAGGGCUGAAGCAGCAGAGCACUCGAACAAAAUGGACAUGAUUUCACGCGAUCUUCGUGCUCUAACAAAGAGUUACAACAAACUUAGGACUGAACUCGCAGACUUUCAAGCGAGGAUGACUUUGGAGCAUCCGGAAAGUGGUAGCGAUAAUGGUCAAUUUAUCUGGAGAAUAGAUAAGUUCUCGUCUCGCAUGAAGGAAGCGAAGGAAAAGGACACCGUACUCACCAGCCCGCUCUUCCGUACCAGCAAAUAUGGCUAUACCCUCAAGGCGGAGGUGAACCUGAACGGCAUAGGCAAGUGGAGGGGUCGUCACAUCACGUGCACUGUGCGUUUGGUAACAGGUCCCUAUGACCCACUACUCGAAUGGCCUUGCGACCUCAAUAUUAACAUCGCACUCAAAGACCAACCUACUAAUAAAAAACAGGCGAUGGACAUAGUCAAGUCUUUAGAACUCCGUCGCAAAUCGUCCUCCAAGCUUCACGACUAUGAUGAGAAGACUAAAUCCACCGAGAGCCUAGACCAGGGUGUCAUUCAGAUGAAGCGGCAGUACGUCUUCAUUCCGCAUACCAGUCUUGAUAAAUUUGAGUAUGUUAAGAAUGACGUCAUGUUUCUCGAGUUCAUUGUUAACCAAUAA
Messenger RNA from Leptosia nina, 1566 nucleotides. NCBI's taxonomy places the organism in Eukaryota, Metazoa, Arthropoda, Insecta, Lepidoptera, Pieridae. The record is from the annotation of a GenBank genome assembly.